CGCAUUGCGCAUCACUGCGCUUGACCACUGUGUCUGUCUCGAACAUAGCCUUUCUACGCACCAUUGCUAGAUCGGUUGACCAGGGGGACAGUCACCUGCUGCUUCCGGUCGACAGGAUGGCCGAGACGCCCUUUCAGAUCCCUGGCCUGGGCCAGGCGAAACCCAACGAGAAGUUGCCAGUCGAAAACUUCGCUCCCGAUCUCAUCGCCGCCGCCGCAAGUAUAAUGGGGGAGGACAAGGUGACUGUGGGCGCUACUAACGGGCAUGCGCAAUGGGAAAGAAAAGAGCAAGAGGCUAAGCAAGAGGAGGCCACAAAAACAAGCACAUCAGCCCGAGAGGGAGCUGACAGCAUGGAACUCAACAUCACCGACACAAGCGCCAUGGGAGCCAGCCAGGACCAGAAGCAAGACGUGAAGAUGCACGAUCAAGAACCAAAGACCGCAGAAGGUCAGGCGCCCGACCACGACAUGAAGAAUGGUGACGAUGCGUCGACCCCAGACGUCACGCACGCCCUCGAAGCCGCCCUUGACGGCAUGCUGUCGAAUAUCAGGGCGUCCGCUCGGCCGGCUCAGAACCAGGAUGGUGUAGCAGUCAUCCAGGAGCAACAGCAGGAAUCAUCCGAUGCGCAGCAAGAGGACGAGGAAGCCGAAGCCGAAUGGGAAGUCGACUCUUCACCCUACGAAUCGUCUUCGGACUCUUCCAGCUCGGAUAGCGACUCGGACGACGACUCCGAAGAUGGCGAGGGUUAUCCACUCCUCGGCAUUGAAGAAACAGCGCGCCUGCUAAUGGCUGCCGAUGGCGAUGGUGACGCCGACGGUGACGGGAGCGGUAAGUCCAAGGGUGCCGGGGCCGCUCUCCGGACCAAAAACGAAAUGCCCGAGGAGGUGCUCCCCAAGCCAGACGUCACCAUCACUCCGGAGAUGAAAAUUGAGCGCCUAGGGAAUAUCGAAUUCAUAGUCGAGACCACCGUUGUCAUCAAGUCGCAAACACCGGGCGAGGUCCAGGUCUUGGACACUGGAUCUGUGCUAUGCAGAGAGGAUCGCACCGUCAUUGGCGCGCUGGCCGAGGUCCUGGGAAAUGUGCGCAGUCCCAUGUACACGGUUGGGUUCCGUACUCUGGAUGAGAUCAAGGAGCUCGAAUUGGCGACCGGCAUGCCUAUCUAUUACUCGGUUCAGCAUGCCAACUAUGUCUUCACACAGCCAUUGAAGGAAGCCAAGGGCACAGAUGCCAGCAACCUCCACGACGAAGAGCUGCCGCCGGAGGAAAUGGAGUUUUCUGACGACGAAAAGGAAGCCGAGUACAAGAGAGCGCAGAAACAAAAGAGACGAGGAGCCAAGGCAGGCCGCGGUGGGCGGGAACAGGGCACCGCAAAUGGCCAAACCCAGCCUCCCAAUCCAGCGACCUCUUCCAGUCUCAAUUACGAUGAAGACGAGGAUGGGCCGUACAAGCCUCUGUCGCGGCCGCCUGGAUACGGACAAGGUGGGCCGCCGUCUCUUCCCUCCCUACCCCCCAAGCCCGAGGCCGGGUUCAGUCCGCCCCGAGGCGGCCGUGACCAGGGUCACCGCGGAGCCCAUCGCGGAGGGCGGGGUGACUUCCGGGGCCGCAUUCAGCGUGGCGGCAGCCAUCGUGGUGGCGACCGGAGACACGGCUCACGCGGGGGCGGAGGAGGCGGCGGCUAUCAGCAGUUUGGCCAUGACGGCGCAGCCUCACCUCAGACAGGUUUCCCAAGCGUUCCGCCACCUUCCCAGGCUCCCCAUGUACCCCCUCCCCCUUUCGGCGCGAAGCCCGCAGCGCCUUCUGGGCAAUGGCCCGCUCCUCAUGCCCCCUAUGCCCCCCCUCCCGUCUCAUAUUCGCCCCCUGCUCAGCCUCAGGUUCCCAUCCCGCACCAUCAGCCUCCCACGAGCAAUUUCAACUUCAACUAUCAAGCCUGGAAUCAAAACCAAGGCCAACAAUACCAGUAUCCUCAGGCGGCUUCCCACCAUCAACCACCUCCUCCCCAGCAGCCCGCAGCUCCCACCUAUGCACCGCCGUAUGUUCCCCCCCAGGCUCCUACAUGGCAAUCGGCCGGAACCGCGCCGCCGGUACCUCCGGCCGCUGGCGCUUAUAAUCCCACCUUCUAUGCCGGCUACCAGCAGCCACCACAAGCGCAGCAAGGCCAGCAGUACUGGCCUCAACAGCAGCAUGGUGCCUACGGGCAGGGGCCGAGUCAAUAACGACUGACAGGGUCAUUGUAUCACUCGUGGCUCGCCUUGAGCUCUACGGUUUGUCGAGCUCAGCCAGUUUUUUCCUAAGACGAGCGAGCGUGCGCAACCAAGCAAGCUCAGAGCCCUGGAGACGGAGCAUCGAGAGAUGCCAUGUCGCUGCUACCCUU
Molecule: messenger RNA, 2371 nt
Organism: Thermothelomyces thermophilus ATCC 42464
Lineage: Eukaryota; Fungi; Ascomycota; Sordariomycetes; Sordariales; Chaetomiaceae
Exons: 1
Coding region: 117-2213 (698 amino acids)
Biological process (GO): box H/ACA snoRNP assembly; pseudouridine synthesis; ribosome biogenesis
Cellular component (GO): sno(s)RNA-containing ribonucleoprotein complex
Molecular function (GO): RNA binding
Source: RefSeq, a predicted model, not a curated record